AUGUUCGAAGUGAAUCACAGAGGCUGCUCGCUUAACGACAAUGAUCCAGCAGUUCCACCAGCGUUCGUCGUCCUUUCGUUGAACGGCGCCCGCCAGCGUCGAAGCGUUCAUUCCGAAGAGGCGGAGCCAUUCGGCUAUGAGAGGGGCGUGGGCGAUGACGUUGCCCUUCUGCGAGCGGCGCUACCGUCUUCCGAACGCUGCAAACGUUCGGAUGCCAUACACCAAGACAUGGAUGAGUUGGGUGGGAUGUGUUAG
Molecule: messenger RNA, 255 nt
Organism: Strongylus vulgaris
Lineage: Eukaryota; Metazoa; Nematoda; Chromadorea; Rhabditida; Strongylidae
Source: the annotation of a GenBank genome assembly